This is a messenger RNA of Pollicipes pollicipes, 1636 nucleotides long. RefSeq names its product ras-related protein Rap-2a. Lineage: Eukaryota; Metazoa; Arthropoda; Thecostraca; Pollicipedomorpha; Pollicipedidae. Gene Ontology annotation, biological process: signal transduction. The record is from RefSeq and is a predicted model, not a curated record. The coding region runs from base 157 to 699 and encodes 180 amino acids. The transcript is spliced from 2 exons. Gene Ontology annotation, molecular function: GTPase activity; GTP binding. Gene Ontology annotation, cellular component: membrane.
CGUCGGCGGUCGGGGUUGGUGCGUCGUCUCGGGAUCCUGCGGGCCGCCGGUGCGUGUGUCUGUGCAUUGGUGCAUACAACUCUGUGCACAUACCGAGGUCGGAGUGAAAUACGUUUCUGAGGACUCCUCUGUGCCGUCUCAUCGGCCGAUAGAACGAUGCGGGAGUUCAAGGUGGUAGUGUUGGGUUCCGGUGGUGUGGGCAAGAGCGCCCUCACCGUUCAGUUUGUGUCCGGACACUUUAUGGAAAAGUACGACCCCACGAUUGAAGAUUUCUACCGCAAAGAAAUCGAAGUCGAUGGAUCGCCGUGCGUGUUGGAGAUUCUGGAUACAGCUGGUACCGAACAGUUCGCCAGCAUGCGUGAUUUGUACAUCAAGAACGGCCAGGGAUUUCUGGUCGUGUACAGUCUUACGAAUCACCAAACGUUUCAAGACAUCAAGAACAUGAAGGAACAGAUCGCAAGAGUCAAGGGAUCGGACCGGGUGCCAAUCAUGCUGGUCGGAAACAAGGUUGACCUGGAGCACCAGCGAGAAGUGUCAUCGGUGGAAGGCAUGGCCCUGGCGCAGAUGUGGGGCAGCCCGUUCCUGGAAACUAGUGCCAAAAGCAAGACCAACGUGAACCCCGUCUUCUCCGAGAUCGUGCGAGAAAUGAAUGACAGUCCAGAGGUUGACAAAGGGACGUAUUGCUGUGCGAUUCUAUAGCGACGCUGCACUUCCAUAGCAUGUGUGGAUGAAGAUGUUAUUUAAUGCCCUACUGGUGCUGCCGCCUGGCGUCGGAGAUCGGGGCUGGCGCCAAUCGGCGCGCGGGGACGACCGGACGACCAUAUUUUAGUCAUAUUUGAUACGUGAACUCUUUCAGCAUGUGAUGAGUGAUUGUGUACGCCUGACUGGCCUCAGCGGGGCCGUGAAGUGUAGCGGGUUUGGUGUGCGUGCUCGCCGUGGUGGCGUGACUCCCAGCCUGACAGGGCUAUGUCGCUGUGUACGCCCGACCCGCGCCCGUGUGAUCAUAUCCACGUCCCUGUCCUGCCAACCGCCUUUCGAACCGUUUUGGGAGGGCCUCUUGGGCCACGACAAUAGUGUUACAGCUGAGAUAGACGUUUAUCGGCGCUGUUAUUCGGUGCGGAGAGGUGGCUCACGUCGCUCGGUUCCAGGCGCGCCGCACGUGUAUCGGCGAGUCUGCCCGGAAGCCCGUGCCCGCACCCGUGUUAGUGCGCGCGUCGUACGUCAUGUGGGUCGUCCGUUGCCAUAUGUGUGUGCGUGUGCGCGCGGUGCGCGAGCUGUUGGGGACCAGCGGCCCCCACUCGUGUGCGGUUCCGCCUGUGAUGUCUGUGAUCCGCCGCCCUCCACGCAAUACGACUGCUCAACGGAGACGCCGGAGGAGGCUGCCGCGGCGGGGCUCAGGGCGGCCCGCGCGGCCCGCCGCCGCCGCCGCCGCCGCCUCGGACGCCCGGACCGGCGGCUGCGAGACGACUGCUGCUGUUGUGAGGCGGCCGUUUCCACUCGCUAACCCCGCUGGCGCAGGAGUCCGUAGAUUUUACACAUCUUAUUUUUGUAUGCGGCAGCGCGCAGGCGCCGCGGGGACGAAAUAGGCCGCGGGCGUAUUCCCGUAAUACAUGAACACGUGCGCUUACGCUGGUUU